GGUACCAUUGUUGGCGCUGUUUGUCCCUUUCCGGCUUUUCGGAUGCCGAUAUGAACUUUUUGUUCGGAAAUCGAUUAGGAAUCAAAACAUUUAAACCUCGGAAAAGCAUUUCGGAACAAAAUGAUCACCACCUCAUGCUUCAAGAAGGUGCGGCCACUCUUGGAAGUGGAGAUCUGAGAGAAGCCGUUCGCUUACCCGAGGGAGAAGAUCUGCACGAGUGGAUUGCCAUAAACACAGUGGACUUUUUCAACCAAAUUAACAUGCUGUACGGCACUCUCAUUGAGUUUUGUACGGAGGACUCGUGUCCAGUGAUGAGCGCUGGACCGAAGUAUGAAUAUCAUUGGGCAGACGGACAAACAGUAAAGAAACCCCUCAAGUGUUCUGCUCCUCAUUACAUCAACUGUCUCAUGGUGUGGAUACAACGUCAAUUGGAAAACGAGGCUAUUUUCCCUUCAAAAAUAGGGGCACCUUUUCCCCGCGACUUUCUCAAUGUGGUCAAGGUCAUACUGAAGCGGUUGUUUCGCGUGUAUGCUCAUAUUUACCACCAACAUUUUUCUGAAGUCCGUGAUCUGCAGGAAGAAGCGCAUCUGAACACCAGUCUCAAGCAUUUCGUCUUCUUUGUCAUGCGAAUAUUCGCCUGUCCUCCACAAUCAGUUCAUGAACCGCAUCGCAGCUUGUUGGGAAUUUGACCUGAUACAGAAACGCGAACUCGCCCCUCUUCAGCAACUGAUCGAUUUGUUAACGGGUGCACGAGGUGACAAGGCUGAAAUCGUCUCGGAAGCGAAGACAGAAAACACGCCGUCUUUGCAGUCCGUUGCCAUUUCUCAUGAGCAAGAACCUCAGCUGAGCCCGGCACGAUAGCGGCUUACUAAGCUUACUUUUGUUCUAGCUUUACGGGACGAAACUCGACAAUCUCACCUAUGCUUACGAAUGCGCAUCAUCGCCUUUUGACCCUAAGUGCUAUCUGGCGCUCUUUGCCGACCUCCUUCUCAGAUGUGUUCGUUUCGCGCUGUGCAAAUUUCUCGUGUUACUUUAUUCACUUUUGAUUUCUCUUUUAAUUUUUUCCUUACCUGUACCCUCUUUUGUUUUUAUCUCCUCCAAUCAUGCUCUGUAUGCUAGAGUGAAAGUCAGCUACUACUUUCUGCUUGAUUUACUAUUUUUUGUGCCCGGUUUUUGUUCAACGAACAAAUAUGCCGACAGCACGAUAGUGUUGCUAUGGGCUCCCCA
This is a messenger RNA of Dicrocoelium dendriticum, 1227 nucleotides long. Lineage: Eukaryota; Metazoa; Platyhelminthes; Trematoda; Plagiorchiida; Dicrocoeliidae. The record is from the annotation of a GenBank genome assembly.